UUCUCUUGUUGAAGCUCCGAAUUCGCUCUCUCUCUCUCUCUCUCUGCUCUGAAUCGUUUAUCGUAAUUACCAUCAGCAAUGGCGACAUCUAUCGCAGCUCGCUUCUCCAGAAUAACCGCGGCCUCGGCAUUCUCUGGAUGCCGUAACGUGAUUGCCUCUCGUAGUUUCGCCACGGAGGCGGCCAAAACGAUCUUGCCAUCGUCAGAUCGAGUGAAUUGGGACUACAGGGGUCAAAGAAAGAUCAUUCCUCUUGGCCAGUGGGUCCCUAAGGUAGCUGUCGACGCUUACGUUGCCCCCAACGUUGUCUUGGCUGGUCAAGUAACCGUCUACGACGGAGCCUCCGUGUGGAAUGGCUGUGUCCUACGUGGCGAUCUCAACAAGAUCACUGUUGGGUUCUGCUCUAAUGUCCAGGAACACGGCGUCAUUCACGCUGCUUGGUCCUCGCCGACCGGACUUCCAGCGGAGACAUCAAUUGAGAGGUUUGUGACAAUAGGUGCAUACAGUCUCUUGAGAUCAUGCACGAUCGAACCAGAGUGCAUUAUUGGACAACAUUCAAUUCUUAUGGAAGGUUCCUUGGUGGAGACGCACUCAAUCCUUGAAGCAGGUUCUGUAGUUCCACCAGGUAGGAGAAUCCCAACUGGUGAGCUUUGGGCAGGAAAUCCAGCUAGGUUUGUUCGAGCCUUGACCCACGAAGAAACCUUAGAAAUCCCUAAACUUGCAGUAGCAAUCAAUGAUCUAAGCAAAGAACAUUUCUCAGAGUUCCUUCCUUACUCAACAGCAUAUUUAGAAGUUGAGAAGUUAAAAAAGUCCCUCGGAAUAACCAUUUGAUGAUUGCCUUUCAUUUCUAUUUUCCCAUAAUAUUGGCUGCCCCUAGUAUUCCUUGGAAGGAAAUAAGCAGCCAAAGAACACCAACAAGAAUAUUUUCUGUUGUUUAUCCAUGCAUUUCCAUCAUUAAAAAGACCACUGUAGUUGUGAGCU
Molecule: messenger RNA, 978 nt
Organism: Hibiscus syriacus
Lineage: Eukaryota; Viridiplantae; Streptophyta; Magnoliopsida; Malvales; Malvaceae
Product: gamma carbonic anhydrase-like 1, mitochondrial
Exons: 2
Coding region: 79-828 (249 amino acids)
Source: RefSeq, a predicted model, not a curated record